Molecule: messenger RNA, 488 nt
Organism: Leptomonas pyrrhocoris
Lineage: Eukaryota; Euglenozoa; Kinetoplastea; Trypanosomatida; Trypanosomatidae
Exons: 1
Coding region: 105-488 (127 amino acids)
Source: RefSeq, a predicted model, not a curated record
GCGAAGUAGAUUCUCGCGGAUGUCUCCGUCAUCGUUACAGCAGUCGCUUCGAAAGACACACACACACACACACACAUAUUUUUAUACAUUUAUACGUUUGACCAAUGGAACACGCACUGCUCAGUGUGGUGCACCUAGAGCCCCGCAAGGUGCUGCUGCAGUACGACGCCAAAGCCCACCAAGAAAAGCUGAAGCACCAACCGCAGCUCUACGCCGCCAGUUCUGCGGAGGAUCGCGAGACGGUUUCUGAUGACAACCGAGUAGCCGCGUACACGAACUUGUUAGACUUCAUCACCGGCGCGCAGCAGGAGUGUUACACGCUGUUUGGCGAUGACGAGGGUCGCUGGUCCGUCGACGAUGGUGCGGCGGAGGAGCCGGUCAGCACCACCCGCGACAGCAGUCUUCGUGUGAACUCCAGCGAGUGGAGUGAGGAGGACAGCGCAGCGGAUGGCGUCGCAGGACGCAAGCGCAGGCGUCACAAUGCGUGA